Molecule: messenger RNA, 873 nt
Organism: Saxophila tyrrhenica
Lineage: Eukaryota; Fungi; Ascomycota; Dothideomycetes; Mycosphaerellales; Extremaceae
Exons: 3
Coding region: 1-873 (290 amino acids)
Molecular function (GO): oxidoreductase activity
Source: RefSeq, a predicted model, not a curated record
AUGGCGGACCUCAAGGACCUCCGGACAGACUCACUCUUCAAUGUCAAAGGCUGGAUAUGCAUUGUCACGGGCGGAGGCACAGGAUUGGGCCUCAUGACCGCCAACGCGCUCGCAGCGAACGGAGCCAAAGUCUACAUCACCGGCCGGCGAGUUGAAAAGAUCAAGAGCGCUGAGAUGCAGGACUCCACAUCCGGCGGCUCCAUCACCGCAAUAUCCAUGGACGUAACGGACAAGAAAUCCAUCCAAGACUUCGUCAAGACCAUGUCGGAAAAGGAGAAGCACGUCAACUUGCUCGUCAACAACGCCGGAGCCACUUCAGUGAACUACGGCGAGAAGUGGACGCCGCAGGGGAACCCGAAGGAGGUCAGCGAGCGGAUGCUUUCGUAUCAGGAUUUCGAUGACUGGACGUCAAUUUACAAGGUCAAUGUUGCGAGCAUUUACUUUACCUCGAUUGCGUUCUUGCCGUUGUUGUGUGCGGCGAGGGACAAUGGGUAUCCGGAGGCUGGGAAUAUUAUCAAUGUCAGCUCAAUAUCUGGUAUUACCAAGGAGAGCCAGAAUGGACAAUUCAGCUACAACGCCUCGAAAGCGGCAACGAUCUCGUUGACGGAGCAGUUGGCCGUCGAACUAAAGAACCCUGGUUUGGAAGUCAGAGUCAAUACGAUUGCACCGGGCUAUUUCCCAUCCGAAAUGACGCCCAUUGGCAAACACUCGAGCGAGCAGAAGCAGUACUUCCGGGAAAACUGGGGUAUUCCCUUCGGUCGCUCAGGAGACCCGAAAGACUAUGCUCAAGCCGUCUUCAGUCUGGCGGUGAAUCAGUAUUGCUCAGGAUCGACGUUGAUUGUGGACGGUGGCUAUCUUCUAGCGCGACCUUGA